Trichomonas vaginalis G3 is the source of this 597-nucleotide messenger RNA. RefSeq names its product DNA/RNA polymerase superfamily. The annotation marks the transcript as partial. Lineage: Eukaryota; Parabasalia; Trichomonadida; Trichomonadidae. The transcript has a single exon. The record is from RefSeq and is a predicted model, not a curated record.
AUGGAUGAUUUUCAAUACUAUCACGAUUUAAUCCUUUCAUCUAAAUGCAAAAUGUGUGGUAAAGCGUUUACAUAUGCAAAUAAACCAACAUUGGAUAGAAUCGAUAAUGAAAAACCACAUACCAAAGAAAAUUGUCAGUUAAUGUGUUGUUAUUGCAAUGUCGUAAAAUCAAAUAAAGAUGAAGAUGUUCAACGUUUAAGAAUCAAUUUAAGAAAUUACGCAUUAAAAAAUAAUUUACCAAUGACUUUAGAUUCAGUUGAAGCUUAUCACAUUCUCCGUAAUGGAAUUACUGGUGGUCUAUCAAAUGUUCAACAUCGUGUUAAUCUUAAAGGAAUCACGCACAUUAAUAAACUUUCAUAUAGUCCAGAAACUAAAACUGUAUCAAAUGAGGACACUUCCAACAUCAUGACUCAUUUCGUUGGUGUUGAUUUUAAUUCAUUAUAUCCUUCAUUAUUUUCAUCUAAUCCUCAUGAUUUCAUUCAAUAUACUGACCAUAAAAUGUAUAUGCCGGGAAGAUUGAAUGGUGUUAUCAUUUGUGAUACAGCAACAAAGAAAGCAAAAGCACUGGGAAUAAUUAAGAAGAAAAAUACUUUAUUC